Chenopodium quinoa (quinoa) is the source of this 941-nucleotide messenger RNA. RefSeq lists its product as uncharacterized. Gene Ontology annotation, biological process: regulation of transcription by RNA polymerase II. Gene Ontology annotation, cellular component: NuA4 histone acetyltransferase complex; nucleus. Bases 304 to 633 code for a protein of 109 amino acids. The record is from RefSeq and is a predicted model, not a curated record. The transcript is spliced from 5 exons. Lineage: Eukaryota; Viridiplantae; Streptophyta; Magnoliopsida; Caryophyllales; Amaranthaceae.
AAAUAUUACGAGACUAGUGAUCUCUUGAUCGGACCAACUCAAAAGAAAAAUUAACAUAAACUCCCAAUAUAGAUUAGGAAAUUAAGAGUAAUAGAAGCCCAGAAGUAUUUUAAGUUGAUCAACUUUUAGAGCAACUCAGCCAAUUACCCAAAAAACCCAACCCCACAAACAACUUCUAUUGGUGAAGAAUUUGGAUCAAAACCAUAAACCCUACUAAAAUGUUGAGCAUAUAAUCUCAGUUUCUGCAAUAACAGAAACCUAAAGAAUAAUCAUCAACCCAAAUUUACUCAUAAUUUUCUGAAAAUGGGCGGAGGAGGAGCCAAAGAAGAAGAACAAGAUGGAAUGUCUGUACACUCUCCUUGCAAGGCUCCACCUUCCUCUGCUUCUUCUCUCUCCAAGGAGCAAUCACAAGCAGAAUUGGAGCUUAGAUUUUUGGAGGCACUUGAAAUUUACCCUCCUGGAAAAUUGAAAGGCAUUCAUCGUCACUUCGUCCUUUAUGGUGUGAUGGAGUUUCUCCGAAGAAGCUUUGAUCGCCAAUUCUCUUCUGAAGAGGUUAUGCGCUUGCUUGACCGUUUCUACAACUUGGAGAUGCUGGUAAGCAAGCUGUUGAGGAUGAAUUUACUCAGUCAGUGACUGAUGGGAGAGAGGAGAUGAUGAAGAUGCAGAAUUCCCGCAUUGUGAGGAGGAGUUCUCUUUGCCACAAAGCUAUUUUGCAAAGGAUGAAUCUUAAACAACUAAACUAGAUGAACAUGUACAUUUUUGUUUUAGUUAAUAGCUCAUCAACAUUGUCAAUCUUGAAUCAAAAUUUUGAAUCUAUCCUAUUAUAUCAUAUCAUAUCAUAAGCACUUCCUGUAAAUUGCCGUAAAAUGUGCUCAUUCUGUUAUCAUUCACAAUGAAGGGUUUGUUCCAUGGCUUUAUCCCAAUGUUUGAGGUGGUUUUCA